Molecule: messenger RNA, 1236 nt
Organism: Micromonas pusilla CCMP1545
Lineage: Eukaryota; Viridiplantae; Chlorophyta; Mamiellophyceae; Mamiellales; Mamiellaceae
Exons: 1
Coding region: 289-1164 (291 amino acids)
Source: RefSeq, a predicted model, not a curated record
GCGCGCUCGAGGAAAAGCCCGCCGCGAGUGAACCGUCGAAAUGCCUGCCAAGGUCAGUACAACUCAACCCGUUCCCACGCGGACGUCCACGCGUCGCCGCGACCCCCGCGCCCGUCGCCCUCGCCCUCGCUCGCGGGUCGGCACUGCAAUCGUGAUGACGUCAUCUCGAGACUGACGCGGUACCCCGCGCGUUCCCCACCGUCACGACAGAAAACGGCCGCGAAGUCGACGACGCUGACGCCGUACGAGAAGGAACGCGCGGACAGAGUCGAGAAGAACGCGGCGAGGAUGAAGGAGCUCGGCGUCGCCGCCGUCGCCGCGAAGGUGGCGCCGAAAAAACCGACGAAGACGGCGACGAAACGAAAACCGACCGAGCCGGCGACGCCCUCGCGGAAGAGCUCGCGGGCGAGGAAAGAGGUCAGCUACAAGGAGCCGAGCAUGGCGGAGUUCGAACAAGCGGUCGCGGCGCUGGGGUCGUCCGAGCGCGAGAGAGACGCGGCGAAGGACUUCUUCGCGAAGGAGAGCAAGUCCGGAUACGACCCGAAGCCUCCGGGCGCGUCGGUGAAACCCGCGUUGGACCUGAGCGAAGGCGUUCGCGAUAAGAAGACGGGUCACUUGGUGUUCAAAGACCACCCAGAGUUCACGCCGAACUUGACCCCGAGGCAGGUGAUCCAGGCCGGGACCUGGGGCGGGUGCUACUUCCACCCCAGAGGCGGCAAGCCCGGGGUGAAAAACCCGAAAGAGGGCGUGAAGAUCACGCACGAGGAGUUCCCGAAAGCGUGGUUCGCGGGGCUGAAACCGGAGCAAUACAGAAACCGGCGGUACGACAAAACGAAGAACAAAUACGGCGUCAACGCGGGUCAGGACCAGGCGUACUGGGAAGAGAAAGGGUGGAUCAUCCCCCAAGACCCGAGAGGGUGGUUCCAGUGGUACUGCCGCUUUUACGAGGGGAGGCGCACGGCGGACGACGCUCGACAGAUAUCGCGUUGGGUCGGCGUCGCGGGGGGCAAAGGGCGGUGGAAGACAAACCUGUGUAAGAAGUGCGUGUACGCGAACAAGCGGUACGACGACCCGUCCGUGUCCCCGGUCGUGAGGCAGACGAUGCUGCACUGGGCGUACGAGAUCACGGAGGCGGACGUCAAGGGGGUGAUGAAGCGCAUGUGAACGCGAACGCGAGCAGGACGAAAAGGAAAGAACCCGCCGAUGGGAUGUAGUAUAAACGAUGCGCGUUACACG